CGACCAAUCAUGAGCGCGGCCCCGCCCCCUUCGAAGAGAUGAUUGACGUCACUCGGGCCCCGCCCCCUCGGCGUCCGGCGCCAUUUUGGGAGGAAGAGGCGGCUGAGGCGGAGGAAGGAGGGAAGUGAGGACUCUUUGGAGCGACCUCUUGGAUGCAGUAAGGAAACCAAUAACACAGGGAGAAGAAAUCCUCUUGAGAAUUCUUGACUUCACUUACAGAGAACAAAGGAAUAAAGAAGAGUCAAGUCUCUGUAUUGGAAUUAAAUACUCGUAUCAUUGCUGACAUGGAGGAGAAAGCCUCUAAAUGCCUGGAGUGUGGAAAGAGCUUCACUCGGAGGGAUCAUCUGCAGGAACAUGUAAAGACUCACACUGGCGAGAAAACCUAUUCCUGCCUGGAGUGUGGGCAGAGCUUUGCUCAUAAUUCGAGUCUACAUACACAUCAAAGGACUCACACUGGGGAGAAACCCUAUACAUGCCUGGAGUGUGGACAGAGCUUCGCUCAUUCAGUUCUGCAUUCACAUCAGACUCACACUGGGGAGAAACCCUAUACAUGCCUGGAAUGUGGACAGAGCUUUGCUCAGAUUUCAGGUCUACGUAAACAUCAAAGGAUUCACACUGGGGAGAAACCUUAUAAAUGCCUGGAAUGUGGUCAAAGCUUCACUCAGAGUUCUCAUCUACGUACACAUCAAAGGAUUCACACUGGGGAGAAACCCUAUACAUGCCUGGAAUGUGGUCAGAGCUUCACUUAUAAUUCAAAUCUACGUAAACAUCAAAGGAUUCACACUGGGGAGAAACCCUAUUCAUGUCUGGAAUGUGGACAGAGCUUUGCUCAGAUUUCAGGUCUACGUACACAUCAAAUAACUCACACUGGGGAGAAACAUUAUAAAUGCCUGGAAUGUGGUCAAAGCUUCACUCAGAGUUCAAAUCUACGUACACAUCAAAGGAUUCACACUGGGGAGAAACCCUAUAAAUGCCAGGAAUGUGGUCAGAGCUUCUCUCAUAAUUCAAAUCUACGUACACAUCAAAGGAUUCACACGGGGGAGAAACCCUAUAAAUGCCUGGAAUGUGGACAGAGAUUCACUCAGCAUUCUCAUCUAAAUAAUCAUGAAAGGACGCACACUGGGGGAAAACCUUAUGAUUGCUUAGAGUGUGGACAGAGCUUCACUCAGAGUUCAUAUCUACGUACACAUCAAAGGAUUCACACUGGGGAGAAACCCUAUAAAUGCCUGGAAUGUGGACAGAGGUUCACUCAGCAUUCUCAUCUAAAUAAUCAUGAAAGGACGCACACUGGGGAAAAACCUUAUGAAUGCAUAGAGUGUGGACAGAGCUUCACUCAGAGUACAUCACUACGUUCACAUGAACGCACUCACACUGGGGAGCAACCCUAUAAAUGCCUGGAGUGUGGACAGAGCUUCAUUCGUAGUUCACAUCUACGUUCACAUGAAAGGACACAUAGUGGGGAGAAACCUUAUAAAUGCCUGGAAUGUGGACAGAGCUUCACUCAGAGUUCAACUUUACGUACACAUCAAAGGAUUCACACUGGAGAGAAACCCUUUCAAUGCCUGGAAUGUGGACAGAGGUUCACUCAGAGUUCUCAUCUAAAUAAACAUGGAAGGACCCACACUGGGGGGGAAACCUUAUGAAUGCUUGGAGUGUGGACAGAGCUUCACUCAGAGUAGACCACUACGUUCACAUGAAAGCACUCACACUGGGGAGCAACCCUAUAAAUGCCUGGAGUGUGGGCAGAGCUUCACUCGUAGUUCACCUCUACAUAAACAUUCAAGAACUGACUCUGGGGAGAAACCAUAUAUAGACAUAGGGUUUUAAUAUUUGUAUGUUUUAAGUUGUAUUGCAACACUGUUAAUUUGUGAGCCGCUUUGAGUGUCCAAAUGGAGAGAAAAAGCAGAAUAUAAAUACAUAUAAUAACAAUAAUCCCCGGCCAUGCAGGAAAAGCACAAUCCAAGUAUCCCUGAGAGAUGGCACGUGGAAAGAGCGUCCCUGAGAGUUGACAUCUACAUAGACCUAAAUUCCCAUUGGAGGGAACUGUGGUCAUCGAUCCCAGAGAGUCUAUGACAGAGCUUACAACCAUUGACUCCUGCACUUAUUCUGACGCAAAAAGCGCCAGGAUGGAAAGACAUUAUGCAUCCAGUUCCGGACGGGUCUCACCAUGCCCUGUGGAGACAGGUGCAGACCUUAGCCAACCACUUCUGGAAGAGGUGGAAGGCCGAGUAUUUAAGCCAGCUUCAAAUGAAUGUCUUUGUCCUUUAGCAACACAAGGUUGCCCACCUUAAUAUUGGCAAAACCCACAGGACAAUAUUAAGGUGGGCAACCUUGUGUUGCUAAAGGACAAA
Molecule: messenger RNA, 2351 nt
Organism: Anolis sagrei ordinatus
Lineage: Eukaryota; Metazoa; Chordata; Lepidosauria; Squamata; Anolidae
Source: RefSeq, a predicted model, not a curated record